Molecule: messenger RNA, 1134 nt
Organism: Toxorhynchites rutilus septentrionalis
Lineage: Eukaryota; Metazoa; Arthropoda; Insecta; Diptera; Culicidae
Exons: 1
Coding region: 1-1134 (377 amino acids)
Biological process (GO): DNA integration
Molecular function (GO): nucleic acid binding
Source: RefSeq, a predicted model, not a curated record
AUGACGCUAGCCACAAUCCGCCGAGAAUUCUGGCCGAUCAAUGGUACCAAACUAGCUAAUAAUGUGUGUCGCAAAUGCCCUAAAUGCUUUCGCAUUAGCCCAACCCCAAUUACCCAGCCUGUAGGCCAACUUCCGAAAACACGCACUAUUCCUAGUCGACCCUUUUCAAUCACCGGUGUCGACUACUGUGGCCCCGUUUACUUAAAGCCAACGCAUAGACGAGCUACAUCACGAAAGGCUUAUAUAGCUGUAUUCGUUUGCUUUUCUACCAAAGCAGUGCAUCUUGAACUAGUUUGUGACUUAACAACUGAAGCAUUUGUAGCCGCACUCCGUCGUUUCGUCGCACGUCGUGGUUUACCCAUGGAAGUACAUUCGGACAAUGGGACUAACUUCGUUGGUGCAAAAAAUAUACUGAAUGAACUCUACAACACGAUGAACAGUAAGAAGCACCUAGACACAGUCACGCAUGAAUGCAGUAGCCGAGGAAUCACUUGGAACUUCAUACCUCCGAGAACACCAAAUUUUGGCGGCCUUUGGGAAGCAGCAGUGAAAACAGCAAAGACUUCACUCACCAAAACAAUAGGCACAACACAAUUAUCGUUUGAGGACUUCUCAACUGUUCUCACACAAAUCGAAGCAAAUAUGAACUCCCGUCCACUCACUCCAUUGUCAGAAGAUCCUGGAGAGUACGACGUUCUAACUCCGAGUCACUUUCUGAUCGGAACACCACUAAAUUCAAUGCCCGAUCCCGAUUAUUCGCACACACCGAUAAACCGUCUUCGCCAUUACCAGCAAUUACAGAAAUUGAUACAGGAUCACUGGAUACGCUGGAGAAAAGAGUAUCUGUCGGAACUCAACAACCAACGCAAACGAAUAUCACUUCCAAUCGAUAUACGCGUGGGGCAGAUGAUCCUUGUACAGGACGAAAAUAAACCUUCGAUUGCUUGGCCACUUGGUAGAAUUGAGUCAACUCACCCAGGAGAAGAUGGUGUCGUCAGAGUAGUGACGAUAAAAACAGCCAAUGGUUCAUACAAACGACCGGUAUCCAAGAUAUUUCCACUACCGUUCGAUCGCGAUGUCACUACAGCACACUCCGAAUUAAUGAACGAGAAGAAUAUGAAUCAAACAUUGUAA